Trichosurus vulpecula (common brushtail) is the source of this 2709-nucleotide messenger RNA. RefSeq names its product anoctamin-7-like. Gene Ontology annotation, molecular function: protein dimerization activity; chloride channel activity. The transcript is spliced from 23 exons. The record is from RefSeq and is a predicted model, not a curated record. Lineage: Eukaryota; Metazoa; Chordata; Mammalia; Diprotodontia; Phalangeridae. Gene Ontology annotation, biological process: chloride transmembrane transport. Bases 1 to 2709 code for a protein of 902 amino acids. Gene Ontology annotation, cellular component: plasma membrane.
AUGAAGAAGAAAGGGUCCAGGAAGCAGGAUGUCCACUUGCUGCUUGAUCUGGAGCAAGGAUCAGCCCAUCUCCCUAGGGAAUCUCUGCGGAAUGGGGUGCACUGUGCUACUGCCCAAGAGUGGCAGCAAGAGGAGGAGGACAGCCCCAUCUUCAUCCCCUGCUCCUACACCUCCUCUCUAGACUCCAGGGGCAACUAUUUCCGAGAUCGGAAAACCAAGAUCGACUUUGUGCUUGUGUGGGAGGAGAAGCUGUGGCUCCCUGGGAGGGGUGCCCUGGCAGGGCUCACUAGGACUGAACGGCAGAGGAUCCAGCAUCACAGAUGGCGGCAGAAAUUCCAAAGGAAUCUUCAGGCAGCUGGGCUACUGCUGGAGGAGGAGGAGACUCCUGGGGAGCAGAGGGCAGUGCACUACCUGAAGCUGAGCGCCCCCUGGGAAGUGCUGAUUUACUACGCGGAGGACCUGUGCAUGCGGGCACCCCUGCAGGUCCAGCCCAACCCGGACACUGAUGGCUCAGCUGAGAUCCUGCGUCAACUCCACCUCCCCAACCCGUUCCAACAACACGUACCCAACAAGCCCCUGGACUUCUAUACCUGUGCCUUCCGAAGGUCCAAACUCAGCAAGUUUCUAGGCAGUGAUUCCCCGGAUUCCUACUUCUCCAACACCCAGAGACACCGUGUGGUGGCAGAGAUCCUGGCGCGCACAGUGUAUGGGAAGAGGAAACAUGCAGAGAUAGGCAUUGCUCGCCUGCUGGCUGAGGGGGUCUACACUGCUGCCUUCCCACUGCAUGAGGGCCCCUUUGAGCUGCCUGGGUAUCAUGUGCCUGGUGCAGACUUGAACCCUCGACAGUUGCUAUAUGCCUACUGGGCACGCUGGUGCUGUUGGCACAAAUACCAGCCUCUAGACCAUGUGCGCGAGUAUUUUGGGGAGAAGGUGGCUAUCUACUUUGCCUGGCUAGGCUUCUACACUGCCUGGCUACUGCCUGCUGCCAUUGUGGGCACUUUGGUCUUCCUCUCAGGCCUCCUCACCAUGGGCACCAAUACCCCUGCGGAGGAGAUCUGCGCCAGUGGGGGCACCUUCGUCAUGUGCCCACUCUGUGCUACUUGUGCCACCUGGAACAUCUCGGAGAUCUGCCCCAUGGCCAAGCUGGGCUACCUCUUUGACAAUCCAGGGACCGUCUUCUUCAGCAUCUUCAUGUCCUUCUGGGCCAUGGCCUUCCUGGAGCACUGGAGGCGGAAGAACGCCACACUGGCCCACCACUGGGACUGUGCAGACUUCCAGGAGGAGGAGGAACGUCCCCGCCCAGAGUUUGCAGCUAUGGCACCUCAGAUGGCUCAGAACCCUGUAACUGGACUAAAGGAGCCUUACUUCCCUCCUAGGGCCCGCCUCUCACGCAUAGUCACUGGAUCCAUGGCCAUCCUUGUCAUGCUGUGUGUGGUGAUGAUCUUCCUGGUGUCUGUCAUCAUGUACCGUGGCAUCGUCAGUAUUGUGAUGUUCCAUACAGGCAACCCUGUGCUCAUGACCCAGGCUGGCAACAUUGCCAACAUCAGCAGUACCUUCCUCAACCUGGUGCUGAUUCUCUUGAUGGGAAAAGUAUACACCUCACUAGCAGAGCAGCUCACCAAAUGGGAGAUGCACCGGACCCAGACCCUUCAUGAAGAUGCCUUCACUUUUAAAGUCUUCAUCUUCCAGUUUGUCAAUUUCUACUCCUCGCCCUUCUAUGUGGCCUUCUUCAAAGGCAGGUUCGUGGGCUACCCUGGACAAUAUGGCACACUGCUGGGCAUGAGGAACGAGGAUUGUGGACCUGGUGGCUGCCUCAUUGAAUUAGCUCAACAGUUGUUCAUCAUCAUGGUGGGCAAACAGCUGGCCAACAAUGUGGAGGAAUUUGUCUUGCCGAAGAUAAAAGCCUGGUGGCAGAAGCGGCAACUGGCGGGCCUGUGGGGAGCCCAAGUGGGGCAUGACCCCCGACGUUGGGAGGAUGACUAUGAACUCAUUGAGUGCGAAGGGCUGUUUGAGGAAUACCUGGAGAUGGUGCUGCAGUUUGGCUUCAUUACCAUCUUUGUGGCUGCCUUCCCCCUCGCACCUCUCUUUGCACUACUGAACAACUGGGUGGAGAUCCGCCUGGAUGCCCACAAGUUUGUGUGUGAGUAUCGGCGGCCUGUGGCUGAGCGGGCCCAGGGCAUCGGCGUCUGGCUGCUCAUCCUGGAGACUAUGGCCCAUCUCUCCGUCAUUAUCAAUGCCUUCCUCAUUGCUUUCACGUCGGACUUCCUGCCCCGUCUCCUAUACCAGUAUGAGCACCACGCUCAUCUGCAGGGUUAUGUCAACUUCACCCUGGCUCAGGCACCCCGAACCUACCUGGCCCAGGGAAACCACACCCCCUGCAGGUAUAAGGCCUUCCGGGAUGAAACUGGGGAUUUUACCCUCUUCUAUUGGAAACUGCUGGCUGUGAGAUUGGGUUUCAUCCUGGCAUUUGAGCAUGUUGUGUUUUUCUUCCUUCGGCUCAUAGCCUGGCUGGUGCCUGACGUGCCUGCAGACCUGGCAUUGCGGGUGAAGCGAGAGCGCUACCUGGCCAAGCAGGCGCUGGCUGACAACCAGGAUGCCCUGUUCUUGACCCCCAUGGGGAGGGAGCAUCAGGGGCCUGAUCCCAGCAUCCUCUGCCCUGGGCCCAGCUGCUUUUGCGGAAGUGCCCCCGUGUGGCCUCUUCCCUGUUGA